Bactrocera oleae (olive fruit fly) is the source of this 4436-nucleotide messenger RNA. Its product is annotated as esterase B1. NCBI's taxonomy places the organism in Eukaryota, Metazoa, Arthropoda, Insecta, Diptera, Tephritidae. Gene Ontology annotation, molecular function: cholinesterase activity; serine hydrolase activity. The record is from RefSeq and is a predicted model, not a curated record.
CGCAUAUAUAUGUAUGUAUGUGUAAUUAGAAAGAAUUUCACACACACGCACACACCAGUCAGCAAAUAUAUUGAAUUAGAUUGUUGCGGCAAGCAGAAAGCAUACAUAUGUGUUAUCAGAACUUUUUACGUGCACAGUCACACAACUGAACCAACAGCGGCAACAUAUUCGUGCUGUGGUAUCUGUAGAAUUGCUAGCACAGCCAGUUGAUGAGUUGCUAUCGCGCUAAACGGUUGUCUUGCCAGUGUUUUACAAAUUUACGUUGCGUUCGAUACGCCGACUUCGACUCCGACGUGUAUUGGCGGUGACGCUUCAACAUACAGACCAAUCAACUAAACAACCAACUUAUUUAGUUUACUAAUAAAUCAACAAUAUUGAAAGGAAAAAUUCUUACGCUAAUUAACGCUUGUAGAUGUGUGUGCGCCGAAAACAGAAAUUAAAACGUUUGCGUACACAAAAGAAAUUAUCUGAAAAUAUAGAAUUGAAUUGAAGCGUUUAAUAAAAGUAAAUUGAACUAAAUUGCGUACAAAAGGAAGUGAUGAAUUAGUGAAAAGUUUUUGCAAAUAUUUUACUAAGUAGCUGAAAGCAAGCUUGUGAUAGACAUACAUACAUACGUAACAUACAUAUAUGUAUACAAAUUAUUACAUACAUAUGUGCGAUUAAGUUGAAUGCCGUAUAAUUUAAUUCUAACGCAAGUGAUACCUAAUAUAUAUAUAUAUAUAUAUAUAUAUAUAUGUUAUUUGACUAUAUCAUUUUUUUGUGAUUUAAUAAAACUGUAAUUCCUGCAAAAGCAAAUGCAUAUAUUUACGUUUUAAGUGCAAGUUUAAAAUUUUAAAAACGAAACCAAAUAAUUUCAAAUAACAUGGCAGCUGUGCAAACCAUCGAUCAAAUUAAGCUGGGCUUUAAAAUGGUCGACUUCAAAGUACAACAGCGACGCUUUCGCACCAAUGAAAAAACAAUUGUCAGCACCAUAUAUGGACCCGUGAAAGGUGUUAAACGUAAGUCCAUAUAUGGUGAUUCAUAUUAUAGUUUCGAAAAAAUACCCUUUGCCAAGCCACCAGUGGGUGAGCUACGCUACAAAGCACCACAGCCGCCAGAACCUUGGAUAGAAGUGAAAAGUUGUACGUCGCGUGGUCCCAAGCCACUACAAAAACAUUUUGUAUUCCAAAUGACAGAUGGCUCAGAGGAUUGUCUCUACCUAAAUGUUUAUUCAAAGAAUUUAAGUCCGGAUAAACUUAGGCCGGUCAUGGUGUGGAUUUAUGGUGGCGGCUUUCAGUUUGGUGAAGCUUCACGUGAACUUUAUAGUCCGGACUAUUUGUUGCGCGAAGAUGUUGUCAUUAUUUCAAUAACCUACCGGCUAGGACCCUUCGGCUUUCUUUGCAUGGAUAAUCCCGCUUUCGAUGUGCCUGGCAAUGCCGGUCUCAAAGACCAAGUGAUGGCACUACGUUGGGUUAAAGCAAAUUGCGAACGUUUCGGUGGCGAUAGCAAUAAUAUAACAAUUUUUGGAGAUAGCGCCGGCGGUGCAUCGGUACAUUACAUGAUGAUCACCGAUCAAACGCGGGGACUAUUUCACAAAGCGAUCUCUAUGUCUGGCAAUACAUUAUCGCCAUGGGCAGUUACGCCACAACACAAUUGGCCAUAUCGCCUAGCUGUGGCUGCUGGUUAUACGGGAGAAGAUAUUGACCAGGAGACUUUUGCUUUCUUACGCAAAGCAAGAGGUGCCGAUAUAGUUAAGGCUAAUGAAGACUUAUGUUCCGACGAAGAGAAACGUGAACGUAUUGGAUUUUCCUUUGGCCCAGUAAUCGAGCCGUAUGUCACAGCUCAUUGUGUGGUGCAUAGAAAACCAAUUGAAAUGAUGCGUACUGCAUGGAGUAAUCAUAUACCGAUGAUUAUUGGUGGCGUGUCGAAUGAAGGAUUAUUGUUAUAUUCGGAAACGAAAACUAAUCCCAAACUACUUAAUGAACUCGGCGACUGUCGCUUUGUGAUACCACUCGAACUCGGCAUGGAUCGUGAAAGCGAAUUGUGCAAAGAAUACGGCAUGCAAUUGAGACAAGCGUAUUAUGGCGAUAAAGAGCCCAGUUUAGAAACUUUACACGAGUAUCUAUUGAUGGUUUCACAUGAAUACUUUUGGUUUCCCAUCUAUCGCUCAGUAUUGUCGCGUAUGACUUACGCCACAGCCCCCACCUAUUUGUAUCGUUUCGAUUUCGAUUCGAAGCAUUUCAAUCACCUGCGUAUACUCAGCUGUGGUAAGAAGGUACGCGGCACAUGUCACGGCGAUGAUCUCUCCUAUUUAUUUUAUAAUUCUGUUGCGCGUAAGCUGAAAAAUCAUACACGUGAGUACAAAUGCAUUGAACAGCUUGUGGGUAUGUGGACACACUUUGCCGCGCACUCGGAUCCCAACUAUGAUUCAGAACAUGCUGACUUAUGGCAACCAGUAUCGAAAGCCGCUGUGGAGAAACGACAAUUAAAGUGCCUUAAUAUAUCCGAUGAAUUGAAAGAGAUCGAUGUGCCAGAGUUAAAAAAAUUGUUAGUUUGGGAGAACUUCUACAGUCCUGAUCAGCUUAUAUGAAUACUGGAGACAAUGGCUUAAUUAAUGGCUUUGGAGACAUACUUAACUUAUUCUGAACCUUUUUUAACAGACACUUUUCAUAAAGGAUUUGUGUUGCCAAAUCAAAUGUUUGUAGUGUUAGCAAAGAAUUCAAUUUCAAAGACGAAGCGUAAAAGGCCAAUUUGUUAUGAGAAGUUUUUGUUUUCUUUGUAAAUUUUUAUAGAGCUUGAAAGCAUUUAAGUAACUUUUCUAUACUUGUAGUAAGCCAGUAUAUAAGAUCAACAUAUCUUAAGAGCUUGCAGUAAGUGUUGCUAACAUUAAAGACAAUGUAUUAUAUCAAAUAAUUAUAGUUUUAUAGAUCUAGAUAAAUGUUAUUAAAAUAAAAGCUGUUUCCUUAAGCAACUUACGAAAGACAAAGCCUAAGCUUGCUAAUAUAAAACAUUUUUAUCGUAACAUACAAAACGCUAAAAAAACUGUUAAAAUUGACGCUACAAAUGUACCACCAAUUUUGUAAAUGUUAUCAAUAUAAACUGAAAACUGAUGUAUUCUAACUGUAACAUAUAUUUUGAAAUAGUUUAUAAAAAUAAGAACGUCUUGAAUAUUGCUUCGAAGUUCAUAUUUUAGAGCAUCUAAAGUUAUUUUUUGUAACUUUUGUAAAUAUAAACAUUUAAGUGAAACUCAACAACAGAAAUUUUUGCAAAUUCACGAUAUUUUUAAUAAUUUUGCCAGCAAAAUUGUUUCAGUAAAAGCUUUAAAUCUUUAUUAAACAUCAAAACAGUGAGUAAAACUAACAAAUGUUUAAAUAUUAGCUAAAAGCUUGUGCACAUAUUGCAUUAUACCUGAAGCUUUGAAUGCAUAUAAUUCGUAACAACAUAUUUUACAUUAAAUUCGAUCACAUUUCAUUUCACAGACAUACUUGUAUUUAAAAUAAAAUGAUACAAAUAAUAUUAUGGUAGUUACAAUGCAGCAAACGUAUUUUUUACAGUCCUCCAAAUUGAAAAGUUACGAAGCUUUCAGAGCUUUUAGAGCUUUUAGAGCUUUCAUCCAUGCGUGUUAUUUGUAUCGCUUUGAAAGUGUAAAAUAUUUUUGAAAGCUAAGGAGCUUUUCAAAAAGACGUUUUAGAACUCAAAAAUGUUAUUUAGUAGCUAAUUUUUAUUUUACAAAUGAAAAAUAAUUUUUACCGGAUUAAAGCGAACAAAGUUUGAGGGAAAACAACAAUUUUUUAGUGUUUGUCUUGUUUCUAAUUUUUAUACAAUAAAAGCUCGUAUAUAAAGUUUCACAGGGUUCUAUGAACAAGGAUUUUCAACGUUAUAUUUACUUGAAAAAUUACGAGAAAAAAACACAAACAAUAAAAGUAAUAAUAAUAAAGCAAACUAUAAACUUGAAAUGUCACCGGAAAUAGAAGAAAAUGUAUAUUUAAAAUAUAUUUGCAAAAACUUAAAUGCCAGUUAAUUACAUAUGUACCUAGGUAACUCAAAACAAAAGUACCUUUUUAUGAAAAUGUGACAUUAUAUGUAAUGAACAAAAUGUGAUUUUUAGAGUCAACUAACCGGAAAAAAAAUGGCAACUCUACAACAAUGCAACGGAAGAAGAAAUAAAUCAAAAUUUUAAAUUUACAUUGCUAGCCACCCAAACUUAUGGACUGUCUUCUAGCUCAAAUGUACAUCUCAUAUAACUAAGCCUACAACUUGGGUGUCUACAAUACGAACCUUAACUUACAGAAGGCUAGAAAUUUUAUUCAGGAAAAGGUUGUGUCGCUGAUCACACUAACUAAAUACAAACAAACAUACAAAUUCCAUGUGCAAAAAGCUUCCUUUAUAAGAUAUGUAUGUUAAUGUAUAUUUAAAUUAAGUGAAUAAAAUUAAAUAAUAGUUACAAAUAAAAAUAA